UCGCGAGCGGGAGGCGAGUCCCGAGUUCGUCCCCGCGUCAAAGUGCCUCGGUUCUCCAGCGCUAGGUCACCGGAUCGAGGGCUCCUGGGCCAGUUCUUCAAGGGCUUUGCGGUUUCCGUACUUUUCCCGUUUUUCGACCUCCUGAGGACCGCGGCCCACAUGCGAAUCAAAAGGUGCGACCGAAACUUCGAAAUUUGGCUGCUGUGAGUCCGGGAAAAGGGGCGAGAGCGAGCGCGCGCGAUCAUCCGAAUUGUAGUCGAGCGAGCGAAUUUCGGAACCGAAUUGGCUCGACGGUCAUCACCGAACAUGGAUCUCGAGGAUUAUCGCCGACACGGAAAGGAAAUGGUCGAUUACAUCGCCGACUAUCUUUCGACGAUAAGAACGCGGCGCGUUUACCCGGCCGUGUCGCCUGGAUACUUGAGAAACAUGAUGCCGAUUUCGGCCCCCGUCGAAGGCGAACCUUGGGAAAACAUUUUCGAGGACAUCGAGAGAUGCAUUAUGCCCGGCGUCACCCACUGGCAGAGCCCUCACAUGCACGCUUAUUUUCCGGCCCUCAAUUCCCCGGCGAGUCUCCUCGCUGACAUGCUCGCCGACGCGAUCAACUGUUUGGGCUUUACUUGGGCAUCGAGUCCCGCGUGCACCGAACUGGAGACGAUCGUGAUGAAUUGGCUGGGCAAAAUGAUCGGUUUGCCGGAGGAUUUUUUGCACCGUUCCGAGGGCUGCGGGGGCGGCGUGAUCCAGACGACGGCGAGCGAGGCAACGCUCGUUUGUUUGCUGGCUGCGAGGACCCGGGCGAUCAGAGACAUUCAGCAGAACGAGCCGGAAGCUUUGCCGACUGAAAUCAACUCUCGGCUGGUCGCCUACUGCUCCGACCAGGCCCAUUCGAGCGUGGAAAAAGCUGGUUUGAUCGGCCUCGUCCGCAUGAGGUACAUCGAGUCCGACGAGGACUUGAGCAUGCGAGGGGAAACGCUGGUCGAGGCCUUGGCCCGGGACCGGGAGGACGGCCUCGUGCCCUUCUUCGUGUGCGCGACCCUGGGAACGACCGGGGCUUGUUCCUUCGACAACCUGCAGGAGAUAGGUCCAAUUUGUGAGAGGAACGGUCUUUGGUUGCACAUCGACGCCGCUUACGCCGGAAGCGCGUUCGUCUGUCCGGAGUUUCGGGGCUGGUUGCAGGGCGUCGAGUUCGCUGAUUCGUUGGCCUUCAAUCCGAGCAAGUGGCUCAUGGUUCAUUUCGAUUGUACGGCCAUGUGGGUGAGGAACAGCCAGUCCCUCCAUCGGACCUUCAACGUUGAUCCUCUCUACUUGAAACACGAGAACUCAGGUCUUGCUAUCGACUACAUGCACUGGCAAAUCCCGCUUUCCAAGAGAUUUCGUGCCCUCAAGCUCUGGUUCGUCAUCAGAAAUUACGGAAUCACGGGCCUCCAGAAACACAUACGCGAGGGCGUCAGACUCGCUCAGAAGUUCGAAGCCCUCGUCCUCGGGGACGCCAGGUUCGAGAUACCCGCGACGAGACACCUCGGCAUGGUCGUUUUUCGACUCAGAGGCGACAAUUCGCUCACCGAAAAAUUACUGAAAAAAAUGAACACUCGCGGACGCGUUCACUGCGUACCCGCUGCUCUUCAUGGAAAAUACGUCAUCAGAUUCACCGUCACCUCCACGCAUACGACGAACGAGGACAUUUUGCGCGACUGGGCGGAAAUACGGAACACGGCGAGUGAGAUUCUCGCUGACACGAGCGGAUCCCCGAUAAGAGUAAAAGUCUCGUUAGCAGAGACUCGCCAGAAGAACGAAAACUUCGGAUCGAGUCUGCUCCUAGCGAAUUCUCCGAUGUCUCCGAAAAUCGUGAAUGGCAGUUUUGCCGCGAUUUACGACACGGCCGACGUCUUCAACGACUGCAUGAAAACUUUUGGCCAACUUCGCCUCGAGGCCCGAGACAGUCCAGCAAUGAGGCGACGCAUCCGGGGUAUUCUCAUGUCAGGAAAACAAUUUUCCCUCGAUUCUCGGAUGGAUCUAGUUCAGGGUUACGUUUCUUGUGCUCGGCCGCUUUCCGAGCCGGCGAGCACCUUGCCGCUCAUGAAAGAGGACGAAGAUUUUUGUCCCGGGACCGAGUCAAGUUUGAGCCUCGACACGGACACGACGAUCGGGGACUCGACGACAAGUUUGACGGGGCAUUCUGAGUCGAUGGUCGACGACGGGGUCGUUGAAAAGGUCGGCCAAACGUCUCGGAAGGUAAACACACCGACGGAAAACAACGUCGUGAACGGUUUGAUCGGCGAGAGGGAUUUUCCUCCGGAAAGGCCGAUAAUUUCGAAGAGCGAGACGAUCGGAGCGAUAAGCAGUUUGUCGAGCGAACCACCUGCGGGCCAGCGGGCCGAGGAGCCGAUCGACUCCGAGCUGAGCAAGAGCGAGCUGUUUAAGGAGAACGGCGGCAGCAUGUGUCGGAAGUGCGGACACUACAAACAGCAGUAAUGCGAUUUUUUCGUUGGAAAUUCCUCACGGGCUUACUUACCUUAUCCAACCAGACGUUUAUUGUUGACCUAACAGAAGAGAGAGAACUAAACAAAAUAAAGAAACAAGACACUCGACUCGAUGCUCGUUCCAGGUCUUAGGUGUGUAGAACACGAAAUCUCUUGAUUAUACUCGACGAUGUUAUUCUCUGAGAAAAACUAAUGUCGGAGGGGGAGCUAAUGUAAUUAAAUUAAAAUGAGAAUAAACGUUACGAGAGACUCGUU
Molecule: messenger RNA, 2732 nt
Organism: Venturia canescens
Lineage: Eukaryota; Metazoa; Arthropoda; Insecta; Hymenoptera; Ichneumonidae
Gene: Hdc
Product: histidine decarboxylase
Exons: 15
Coding region: 307-2469 (720 amino acids)
Biological process (GO): histamine biosynthetic process; L-histidine catabolic process
Cellular component (GO): cytoplasm
Molecular function (GO): pyridoxal phosphate binding; histidine decarboxylase activity
Source: RefSeq, a predicted model, not a curated record